GAGUGAGAUGGAGAUCAGUACUCAAGUUAUUUGUCUGCUUUUUGCUACCCAUCACACCACAAGUUCUGUCAUCACAUUCAUCCUCAAGUACCUGGCCGAGUUCCCUGAUGUCUAUAGCAAAGUCUUAAAAGAGCAAAUGGAGAUUGCAAAGAGCAAAGGUCCGGAAGGGUUUCUGAAGUGGGAUGACAUUCAAAAGAUGAGAUAUACUUGGAAUGUGGCAAAUGAAACAAUGAGGCUAACCCCACCUGUGCAAGGAACUUUUAGAGAAGCCAUAACUGACAUCACUUAUGCAGGUUUUACAAUUCCAAGGGGAUGGAAGAUGCAUUGGAAUGUAAAUACAACACAUAGAGAUCCCAAGUAUUUUCCUGAUCCCGAGAAAUUCAAUCCCUCGAGGUUUGAAGGAAAAGGGCCUCGACCAUUCACUUUUGUGCCUUUUGGGGGAGGGCCUCGGAUGUGCCCCGGAAGGGAAUAUGCUCGAGCGCAGGUACUUGCAUUCAUACAUCAUGUGGUGACAAGAUUCAAAUGGGAGAAAGUAGAUCCCUGUGAAAAGGUUGCAUAUAAUCCAUCACCCAUUCCUUAA
This is a messenger RNA of Vitis riparia (riverbank grape), 580 nucleotides long. Its product is annotated as beta-amyrin 28-monooxygenase-like. The record is from RefSeq and is a predicted model, not a curated record. The transcript has 3 exons. Gene Ontology annotation, molecular function: oxidoreductase activity, acting on paired donors, with incorporation or reduction of molecular oxygen; iron ion binding; monooxygenase activity. Lineage: Eukaryota; Viridiplantae; Streptophyta; Magnoliopsida; Vitales; Vitaceae. The coding region runs from base 8 to 580 and encodes 190 amino acids. Gene Ontology annotation, biological process: sterol metabolic process.